Aphanomyces invadans is the source of this 955-nucleotide messenger RNA. RefSeq lists its product as hypothetical. Gene Ontology annotation, molecular function: cysteine-type deubiquitinase activity. The transcript has 7 exons. The record is from RefSeq and is a predicted model, not a curated record. The coding region runs from base 48 to 770 and encodes 240 amino acids. Gene Ontology annotation, cellular component: cytoplasm. Gene Ontology annotation, biological process: protein deubiquitination; ubiquitin-dependent protein catabolic process. Lineage: Eukaryota; Oomycota; Saprolegniomycetes; Saprolegniales; Verrucalvaceae.
UGUGGAGACACUUCGUUGGGAAGUCGACCUAACGUUAACUUGAGUCCAUGACGACAGCGUCCAAGGCGAAGCGAUGGUUCCCAUUGGAGUCGAAUCCUCAAGUCAUGAACGAGUACAUCAGGCGAAUGGGUAUUCCCGAGGAUGCAGACUUUGCCUUCUGUGAUUUGUACAGCACUGACGAGUGGGCAUUGGAGAUGGUGCUCCGGCCUGUCUUGGGAGUUGUCAUGCUCUUUCCGAUCAAGCCCGUGAGUGAGCUCCAUGCCAAGGAGCAGCUCGAGCGCAUUGAAAAGGAGGGCCAGAUCGUUUCGCCUAACGUGUACUUCAUGAAGCAAACUGUCGGCAAUGCUUGCGGCACUGUUGGAAUCUUGCAUGCGCUUGGAAAUGCCAAAGAUUAUUUGCCUCCUCGUGAUGGCAGCUUCCUCAGUUCGUUUUUCUCCAAGACCGUUGGCAAAACACCCGACGAAAUCGCGGCUAUUCUGCAAGACGACGACGAAAUUGAAGAAACCCAUGCAUCGGCAGCUCAAGAGGGCCAGUCCGAACAACUCGAGCGAGUGGACGAUCCCAUCAAUACGCAUUUUGUCUGUUUCAGUGUCGUGGACGGGCAUUUGUACGAGCUGGACGGCCGCAAGAAGUUUCCAGUCAAUCAUGGCCCGUCGUCCCAGGAGACUCUGCUCGAGGAUGCGUGCAGGGUGAUUCGUCAAUUCAUGGCUCGCGACGAGGGCGAAGUCCGCUUUACGAUUGUCGCGCUAGCAAAAGCCCUAACAGACUAAAGAUAACCCCGACGCCGUUUUGUCUCGGAGAAGUUUGUCACAGUCGUAUUAAAUAGGUUGUGAGUACUAGUUUGAAUAUCACGGAGCGAUCAGUCGUAUCAGUCGAUUGCCAGCGUCUCCGACGUAGAUGAAACCAUCCGCAUCGACUGCGACGCUCAUGGGAUUGCCAAACGUUGGUGCCUGUG